AUGAGCUGCAGCAUCAACAGCAGUGACACCAACCAGAGUGCCAUCAACAGCAGUGACACCAACCAGAGUGACACCAACCAGAGUGCCACCAACAGCUGUGAGACCAACCAGAGUGCCACCAACAGCAGUGACACCAACCAGAGUGCCAUCAACAGCAGUGACACCAACCAGAGUGCCACCAACCAGAGUGCCUACCAACAGCUGGCAAGACCAACUAGAGCAUCAGCAACGAGUGACACCAACAGAGUGCCAUCAGCAGCAGUGACACCAGCAGGUGCCAUCAGCAGCAGUGACACCAACCAGAGUGCCAUCAGCAGCAGUGACACCAGCAGAGUGCCAUCAACAGCAGUGACACACCAACAGGGUGCCAUCAACAGCAGUGGCCACCAACCAGGAAGUGCCACCAACGGCUGGAACCAACCAGAGUCACCAUCAACAGCAGUGACACCAACCAGAGUGCCACCAGCAGCUGUGGAUAACCAGAGUGCCAUCAGCAGCGGUGACACCAACCAGAGUGCCAGCAGUCACGACCUGUAUGAUCUAAACAACGACCACAACAUUGACCUACAUCACGACCACAACAUCGACCUUAGCAACGACCACAACAUCGACCUAAACAAUGACCACAACAUCGACCUAAACAAUGACCACAACAUCGACCUAAACAAUGACCACAACAUCGACCUUAGCAACGACCACAACAUCGACCAAAACAACGACCACAACAUCGACCAAAACAACGACCACAACAUCGACCUAAAUAACGAUCACAACUUCGACCUAAAUAACAAUCACAACUUCCAUCUUAACAACGACCACAACAUCGACCUAAACAACAACCACAACAUCGAAAAUACGACCCAGACAGGAGCUCAACCAUCCAGUUUAAACCUUAUCUCUAAAGGUCGGGUGCGGGGGCCGAGGGGAUUCAACUCUCGCCUCCUGUCCUAG
Molecule: messenger RNA, 951 nt
Organism: Homarus americanus (American lobster)
Lineage: Eukaryota; Metazoa; Arthropoda; Malacostraca; Decapoda; Nephropidae
Product: GATA zinc finger domain-containing protein 15-like
Exons: 4
Coding region: 1-951 (316 amino acids)
Source: RefSeq, a predicted model, not a curated record